AUGCAAUGCACUGCUGCUUCGAAGGACAAGGCUACUGCGGAUGGUUGGCAGGAGGAGCCAGCCGACAAGGCUGCUGAGGAUGCUGGGCAUGAGAAGGCAGUGGAGACCAGCGGGCCAAGAUUCCGGAAGAUUGGCAAAGGCCCGGGUGUCGCCGCCAUCGUCGAGUCCCUGCCUGAGCUGGGAGAAACCAAAGUGGCACAUGCCACGGCGCAAAAGCUUCUGGCAGCACAGAAGAGGGAGGUCGCCAAGAACUUGAAAGGCCAGAAGAAGGAGGAUCCGGGAGAAAAGGAAAAGAAAGGGCCCAAGACGAACUGGGCACGCCGCAAGAACAGCUUCUUCGAGAAGACCAAGAAAGCGGCAAACAAGAAGAUGCAGCAGAAAGAGCUGGAAGCCUGCUGGAAGGCGAGCCAGGCUCGAGCUGAUGUGCUUGCGACGCUGACCAAGACCGAGAUCAAACGCCGCCGCUAUGACUAA
Molecule: messenger RNA, 474 nt
Organism: Symbiodinium sp. CCMP2592
Lineage: Eukaryota; Dinophyceae; Suessiales; Symbiodiniaceae
Source: the annotation of a GenBank genome assembly